Molecule: messenger RNA, 1842 nt
Organism: Sclerotinia borealis F-4128
Lineage: Eukaryota; Fungi; Ascomycota; Leotiomycetes; Helotiales; Sclerotiniaceae
Source: the annotation of a GenBank genome assembly
AUGGCAUACGAACAGCGUGAGUAUGGAGGCGGCAGGGAAGGAAGAGGAAGAAGAGAAAGAGAUGAUGGCGGCUCGGGAGAAGGAGGUGGUUAUGAAGGGAAUUUUGCGAGAGGAAGGGGUCGUCGUCCUGUCACUGAUUAUGCCUCGACUAUGGUUCACUGGAUGCGUAAUCGUCAGCCAAGGUACAAAGGUGGUUACCAAGGUGAAAUGGAGAGACCAAGUCCAAGCUACAUGAUAGAUAUGCUACCACCAUUAGCAAGACUUCAUAAUGCAGCAGAUUCAGUGCCAGCUCGGCACCUACAUUCAUCACUUAACAAGAUUAAACACCCCGUUAAUGUGGUAAGAUGGACACCAGAAGGUCGUCGAUUACUCACAGCCUCCAGUAGUGGAGAAUUUACUCUAUGGAAUGGAGCUGGUUUUAAUUUUGAGACAAUUAUGCAAGCACAUGAUGUUGCUAUUCGAGCUUUGUCUUAUUCUCAUAGUGAUGACUGGUUAUUAUCAGCUGAUCAUGAUGGAGUGAUCAAAUACUGGCAACCGAAUUUUAACAAUGUCAAGGUCAUUCAAGGACAUGAGGAUCCUAUAAGAGAUCUCGCGUUUAGUCCAAACGACUCAAAGUUCGUCACGGCUUCCGAUGACUCUACGCUAAAGAUUUUCGAUUUUGCUGGCGGUGUUGAGGAAUCCGCUCUCUCUGGUCAUGGAUGGGAUGCGAAAAGUGUUGAUUGGCAUCCGACCAAGGGAUUACUUGUUUCUGGAUCGAAAGAUCAUCUUGUCAAAUUAUGGGACCCACGUACUGGUCGAUGUCUGACAACUCUCCAUGGACACAAAAACACCAUAACGAAAGUCCUAUUCGAACCAGUUCGUGGUCAAUGUUUAGCCACUUCAGCUCGAGAUCAAACCGCACGAGUGUUCGAUUUGCGAAUGAUGCGCGAUAUAUGCUUGCUCAAAGGGCAUGAGAAGGACAUUUCUACUUUGGCAUGGCAUCCUAUUCAUCCUUCCCUUCUGAGUACUGGUGGCGCCGAUGGAUCUCUCUUCCACUACCUGUUAGACGAGCCAAAUAAUCCUGCUGGAACGGAACCGUCUAUAGCACCUUAUGAUAGUCCGGACCCUACUACUACUCCGGCUCAAACUCUCUAUCCAGCUCAUAAACUAACCUACGCUCAUGAAUUUGCCAUCUGGUCACUUGAUUGGCACCCUCUUGGUCAUAUUUUAGCAUCAGGUUCCAACGAUCGAAUUACUCGAUUCUGGACACGUGCACGUCCUGGUGAUACUGACACAUUCCAAGACCGAUAUCACAUUGGUGACUCAGCUGCCGAGGCGCAAGGAACUUAUGAUCGUCGCGGCGGACGACGUCAACGUCAAGAGGAAGAAGAUCAAGAAGCUGAAGACGAAAUGGAAGGCUUAGUCGAUCAAAAAAUGCCCGCAAAGUUACCUGGCUUCGCCACAGGAAUACCCGGUCUACCAUUACCAGGUAUGGGCGUCAUCCCUGGGAUGAAUCGUGUUCCCCCACCACCUCCCAUGCUCAGUGGGGGCAAUCUCCCACCUCCACCUUUACCGGGAAAUAUAGAUCCAAAUACUCUAGCAAUGAUGAUCAAAGCCGGUUUGCCUCCUCCAGGAGCAACAGGCAUGCCACCUCCGCCACCAAUACCUCCACCAAAUUUUCAACUCCCACAUGGUUUCGUUCCUCCACCUCCUCCUGGUAUGCCAAUACCUGGGCUGGAAAAUACCGAUUCAUUGAAUAACGGAGGUGGUGGUGGUAUCAGGAAACGAGGACCGUUACCUAGUCAGGAAGAAAGUUUACAGGCGAUGCAGAGACAGGGGAAAUUUAGGACACCACGGCAGUAA